This is a messenger RNA of Ectocarpus siliculosus, 2466 nucleotides long. Lineage: Eukaryota; Phaeophyceae; Ectocarpales; Ectocarpaceae. The record is from the annotation of a GenBank genome assembly.
AUGGUCAGGCGGAGAAGGGCGACAUGCGCCGUGGUCGGGAUGCUAGCGUCCACGUCUGUGGUGGCAACUGGACCGCCGUCGGCAUGGACUGGGUAUCCACAGCAACCGCGAGGAGCCCCGCCACAAGAGAGCGACGGAGCACGGGACGCGUCAGCGGCGGCAGCGAGAGGUUGGGCCCGAAGCCAAUCCUCCCGGUUACGAGAGGGGGCUCCGCGGAUGGAGGCCGAGGAGGAGUCCGCCCCCUCCUCGCAGCCACGGAACAGCGCUAGCAGCAGCGGCGGCGUUGGAGUUGUUAAUAAUAGCGGCGGAGGUGGCGGUGUUGAUGUCGCGCCGAGAAGGAUGGAUGAACAAGGGGCCGGCGGCGGCGGGGCAAUAGCAGCAGAGGAGGAUAGAAACAGCAGUGACCGAGGCGGGGGGAAGGAGGAGAGGGACGAAGACGGGCGGUUACAGCAGUCGCCGUCUUCGGAAGAGGAGGCGUUUUUGUUGGAGGAGGGAGAGAGGGGGGGGGCGCCGUCGAUGCACGUGGUGAAGCGGGACGGUCGCCGCGAGCCCGUCAUGUUCGACAAGAUUACGGCCCGCAUCCGGCGGCUGUGCUGGGGGCUUGACGAGCGGUAUAUCGACCCGGUCCUCGUGGCGCAGAAGGUGGUGCAGGGCAUCUACAGCGGCGUGACGACGUGGGAGCUCGACACCCUCGCCGCCGAGACCUGCGCCUACAUGAACACGGAGCACCCGCACUACGCCCGGCUGGCGGCGAGGAUCUCGGUAUCAAACCUGCAGCGCGCGACGAGCCCGUCCUUCGCCGAUACGGUGGAGGAGCUGCACGCCUAUGUGGACCCGAAGACGGGCCGACAGGCGGGGUACAUCAGCGACGAGGUACACGAAAUCGUGAUGAAGAAUCGCGAUUUGAUCGACGCAGAGGUGAAGCACGAGAGAGACUUUUCUUUGGACUUUUUUGGCUUUAAGACCCUGGAGCGAGCCUACCUGCUCAAGCUCGGGGACAAGGUCAUGGAGCGGCCGCAGUACAUGUUCAUGCGAAUCGCUAUCGGCAUCCACGGCGAGGACCUCGAGGCGGCGUUCGAGACGUACCACCUCAUGUCGGAGAAGUGGUUCAUCCACGCCUCGCCCACCCUGUUCCACGCCGGCACGUGCCAGCCGCAGCUGUCGAGCUGCUUCUUGCUCACCACGAAGGAGGACAGCAUCGCCGGGAUAUACGACACUCUCAAGCAGUGGCACAGUGUUGGUGCUGGUGCUGGUUUUGUGUUGGCGGUGGUGGUGUCAAGUAGUGUUUGUGUUGGCUCUAUUAGCGUCCGUGCCAAUCUCCCCACUUUCCUCUGCAGCCCACGCCUCAAAAUAGAUCCCGUGUCGUGUCCCUGUUCUCACCAACCAAUGUUCCCACUUCCUCUCUGCACCCAACCCCUCAAAAGGGAUCUGUUCUACGGCCUCUGGAUACCAGACUUGUUCAUGGAAAGGGUGGAGCAAGACGGGGAGUGGAGCCUCAUGUGCCCGUCCCAGUGUCCGGGGCUAUCGGAGUGCUGGGGGAAGGAGUUCGAGGAGCUCUACACCAAGUACGAAAGGGAGGGAAAGUACAUGCGAAAAGUGCGGGCGCAGGACUUGUGGUUCGCCAUUUUGGACGCCCAGACGGAGACCGGAAACCCCUACAUGAUGUACAAGGAUGCCUGCAACCGCAAGAGCAACCACAAGCACCUGGGGACCAUCCAGUCCUCCAACCUGUGCACGGAGAUCGUGGAGUACACGGACCCCGGCGAGGUGGCGGUCUGCAACCUCGGCAGCGUGGUACUGCCCAAGUUCGUCUCUGAGGACGGGAAGUCGUUCGAUCACCAGCGGCUCUUCGAGGUCACAAAGGUUUUCGUCCGGAACCUCAACAAGAUCAUCGACGUCAACUGGUACCCGGUAGAAGAGGCUCAGCACAGCAACGCCAGGCACCGCCCCAUGGGGAUCGGGGUGCAGGGGCUGGCGGACGCCUUCAUCAAGAUGCGUAUGCCGUUUGAGAGCGAGGGAGCGAGGGCCCUAAACCGCGACAUCUUCGAGACGAUGUAUUUCGCCGCUAUGACGGCGUCGUGCGAGCUUGCAGAGAAGGAAGGGCCGUACGAAACGUUCGAGGGCAGCCCGGUCUCCAAGGGAAUUUUCCAGUUCGACAUGUGGGGAGAGACCCCAUCCGACAGGUGGGACUGGGCUAGCUUGCGGACACGCGUGGCUAAGCACGGCGUGAGGAAUUCGCUGCUCCUCGCACCGAUGCCCACGGCAUCGACGGCACAGAUCCUAGGGUUCAACGAGUGCAUCGAGCCGUACACGAGCAACCUCUACGCGCGCCGGGUGAAGGCCGGCGAGUUUAUCGUGGUCAACCCGCACCUCUUCACCGACCUGAUGGAGAUGGGUCUAUGGAGCCCCUCCGUGAGGAAUCAGUUGAUGGCGAGCGGGGGCAGCAUCGCCUCUAUCGCGGGGUGA